AUGAAGCGGGCGGCGCGGGAGGCGCGGCCGCCUCCGCGCUCGUCGGGGCUGCGCUGGGCGCUGCCCCCGCUGCUGCUGCUGCUGUUGCGCCUGGCCCAGGUGAGCGACCGGGUGGGCCCGGGCGCGGGGGCCGGGUGGGGGGGGCCGGGCACGGAGGGCGGGGGCGGGACUGGCAUCCCCUGCACCUGCCCUGGUGUGCCCUGCCUGCGGGGUCUGCGGGAGGUGGCGAGGGGCCCGAGGGCUCCGCGCCCCCCCUCUUGGAGGGGGCUCGCCGGAACCCAGCCGGCCUCGCGCGCGGGCGAUCGAGCCCCUGGCCCGGCUGCCCAGUCCCGGAGGGAGCACGGCGGGAUCCGGGGUCCCGGGGUGCCCGUGGCCUCCCGGUGGAAGCCCCCGAGCGGGCUCCAGGCCGUCUCUGGCCCGGCCCUGCCCGGAGCUGGUCACAUCUGGCCGGCGCGGGCCCGGCUAGCCCGCCCGCGGCGGCCGGAGGGGGCGUGUUUGAGAAGGGCUCGCGUCGCGGAGCGGGGCCGGCCUGGCCGAGCGCGGCCGACCUCCGACCCGGCCUGCAGGGGCCCGAGGGGCCGGGCCGAAGGGCAGCGGCAGCGGCCCGGGGGAGCCGGGGCAGGGCCGGGCGCGGGGCCUCCGGGCCGAGGGGACCGCUUCUGGGGGAAGUCCCCAGCCCCGGCAAAGGUGGCCACUCGCAAGCGUUCGUCAAGAACUCCAGAGUCCUCUGUGAGAAACCCGGCACUCACUGCCCUCCGUGAGCAAACUGCUUCACGCCUGGUGGUCCAGGGUGACUUAGAGCCUUCUUUUUCUCCUCCAUCUUCUUUCCUUGAUUUGUCAGUGGUGAACCGUUCCCUGGCGCAGCACCGGGCCUUUAGCAACCAAAGCUCCAGGGGAGGGAAGGGCCAGCUGGACUUAGCAGUGACCAAAGACGGAGUAGAGGCCCUCAUGUCUGGGGUUUGUCUUGUUCACGGCUAUAUCUCUAGCCCCCGACAGGGCCUGGCCAUAGUAGGUUCUCCUACUGAGAAAGCACCAAGCUCACUUCAAAGAGUUGACUUCAAAGCCCCCUUGGCCAAGAAUUGCUCGACACUGAAGCCCAUAGGAGUUGGCGUCAAUGGAAGACCUUGUCCUGUCACCCUCGAGGACUUGCAGCGGAGACAGUGCGGCCUGCCGAGUAUUUACUACCCGUCCCUUUACAGAGUAGGUUUGCUGACCCUGGUGUGGACCGACCAGGCUCUUUCCGUCAAUACAAGCAGUGUGACCACAACAUGGGAAAACACGAACAGCACUGUUUCUGAGUAUGCACAUAAAGAAAGGAGCAUGGUGGAGAGUAGGUGGACCACCACUGAUGAAAAUCCAGCAAGUACCACAGGCUUGAGUCCAACAACUUCAUACACAUCCUUUGUCACUUCAGAAAUAGUCACUAGGCCUUCGGGAGAUCCCACGGCUGGAAAUGACACAACAGAGCCAAGUCCAGUUUCUGGUCUUCGUGUUUCCUUCGUGGGAGUGACGCAAGCUACUCUUACCUGGAAGGAAGCGAACGGCACCGCCACCUGCCGGCUACUCCUUGAAGGCAUCGGAGGUCCUGAUGGGACGACUCAAGACUUGCUGGUCAAUAAAUCUGGCCUAAUGCCAGGGGCUCAACACAAUAUCACCCUGCCUCUUUCAGAACCAAAUGAACAGAGAGAGUCCUCGGUCACAGACAGUGGCUUAGAUGCCAACAACACAGAGAGCUCCUCCCAGCAGCCCCGGGCCCGCGCUGCCUGGGUGUAUAAAUACCCCCUCGUUCCUACAGACCUGUCUUCUCACCAGCCUCUGACCCAAGACACGGAAGUCCUGCUGUUCGGGUUGAAGUCCAACACGCAGUACAGGGCCACCGUUUAUUCUCAAGCGGCAGAUGGCACAGAAGGACAGCCCCGAAACGUAACUUUCAGAACAGUGGCCAGUCAAGUUUUUGACAUUGAAGUUGUGAACAUCAGUGCGACACACAUGACCCUGACCUGGAAAAUCAACAAUGAUGAGUCGUCCUCUCUCUAUACCUACAAGGUCCAGGUUGCUGGGCCGACCGAUUCCUUCGUCCUCAAUGUCAGUGAUACUUGGGUCAACAUCUCUUCACUCAGCUCCAGUACCUUAUACAACAUCACAGUGUGCCCUUUCCUUGGCAGCGGUUCUGAGGGCGUGUCAGGUUUUCUCCAGGUGUACACCCCCCCUGGUCCAGUUUCUGACUUUGGAGUGACAAAUGUCAGCACAAGGGCAAUUGGCUUAGCUUGGAGGAGCAAUGACUCAGAUUUCUUUGAGAUAUUUACCAGAAAGAAUGGAACUGGAAAACCUCAGGAGAACACAACCAGCAACCAAAGUAUUGUCAUUGGUGGCUUAUCCCCCGGGACCAUGUAUACUUUUGAAAUAUUUCCAAGAGGACCAAAUGGGACUAAAGGGGAUCCCCAGACAGUUUGCAAUAGCACUGACCCCAGUGUAGUCUUUGACAUCCGUGUGCUCCGAGUCACCACGACCGAAAUGGAGUUGGAGUGGCAGAAUACAGAUAAUGCUUCUGACUAUACCUACUGCCUGGAUGUACAGUCCAAGUACGGUUUUAACAAGACAAACAGUUCUCAGAAAGCCAUCACUCUUAAGGACUUGGUUCCAGGCACCUUAUACAACAUCACGAUCUUUCCAGAAGUGAACCUUGUCGUGGGCAAGUCCGACUUCACUGUACAGUACACGUUGCCCAGCAAUGUAUCCAAUAUUAAAAUAUGUACCAACACCACAGCAGCAACCUUAAGUUGGCAGAACUCUGAUGAAGCUUCUGAUACGUACAUCUACCACCUUCUUAUUGAGAAGGAUGGAAACUCCAGCGGGGCAACACAACUCGUCACAGACAUGGGUAUCACCAAUGCCACAGUCACCGAGUUGAUACCUGGCUCGGCAUACACAGUGAAGAUCUUCACCCAAGUGGGGAACACCAACUUGUCCCUGGCUCCUAGCUGGCAGUCAUUCUGUACAGAUCCUGCACCAGUAGCCUCCUUCCACUGUGAAGUUGUCCCCAAAGAGCCAACCUUGAUUCUCAAGUGGGCCUGCCCUCCCGGCACCAACAUGGCCUUCCACCUGGAGAUCAGCAGAGGAGCUUGGAAAAAUGUGACAGACCUGGAGAGCUGCUCCUCACAGAACGGCACUGAGUACGAGACGGAAGUCACAUAUUUGAAUUUUUCUACCUCCUACAACAUCAGCAUCACUGCCUCUUCCUGCAACAAGAUGGCGUCUCCCGCCCAAAACACCUGCCUCACUGGCAUCACAGACCCCCCUUCACCAGAUGGAUCCCCGAACAUCACGUCCAUCAGUCACAAUUCAGUAAAGGUUGAAUUCAGUGGGUUUGAAGCCAGCCACGGACCCAUCAAAGCCUAUGCGCUCAUUCUCACCACUGGGAACGCUGCUCACCCGUCUGCAGAUGUUCUGACAUAUACGUAUGAGGAUUUCAAAAAGGGGGCCUCAGACACUUACGUGACAUACCUCAUAACAACAGAAGAAAAGAGACGUUCUCAGGGUUUGGCUGACAUCUUGAAAUACGAAGUCGAUGUUGGGAACGAGUCAACCACGCACGGUUAUUACAAUGGGAAGCUGGAACCCCUGGGCUCCUAUCGGGCUUGUGUGGCCGGCUUCACCAACAUCACCUUUAACCUUCGCAGUAACGGACUCAUAGAUGGGGCCAAGAGCUACGUAUCCUUCGGUCCCUAUUCAGAUGCAGUUUUCUUGCCCCAGGAUCCAGGUGUCAUCUGCGGAGCAGUGUUUGGGUGCAUCUUUGGUGCCCUGGUAAUUGUGGCUGUGGGAGGCUUCAUCUUCUGGAGAAAGAAAAGGAAAGAUGCGAAGAAUAAUGAAGUAUCCUUUUCUCAAAUUAAACCUAAAAAAUCCAAGUUAAUCAAAGUGGAGAAUUUCGAGGCCUACUUUAAGAAACAACAAGCAGACUCCAACUGUGGGUUUGCAGAAGAAUAUGAAGAUCUGAAGCUCGUUGGAAUUAGUCUACCUAAAUAUGCGGCAGAACUUGCUGAGAAUAGAGGAAAGAAUCGCUAUAAUAAUGUUCUGCCCUAUGAUAUUUCCCGUGUCAAGCUUUCCGUCCAGACCCACUCAGCUGAUGACUACGUCAAUGCCAACUACAUGCCCGGUUACCAUUCCAAGAAAGAUUUUAUUGCCACACAAGGGCCUUUGCCCAACACUUUGAAAGAUUUCUGGCGUAUGGUUUGGGAGAAAAAUGUAUAUGCCAUUGUUAUGUUGACCAAAUGUGUCGAACAGGGAAGGACCAAAUGUGAGGAGUACUGGCCCUCCAAGCAGGCUCAGGACUAUGGGGAUAUAAUGGUGGCAAUGACAUCAGAAGUUGUUCUUCCAGAGUGGACCAUCAGAGACUUCACGGUGAAAAAUAUCCAGACAAGUGAGAGUCACCCUCUGCGACAGUUCCAUUUCACCUCCUGGCCGGACCACGGCGUUCCCGACACCACUGACCUGCUCAUCAACUUUCGGUACCUUGUUCGUGACUACAUGAAGCAGAGUCCUCCUGAGUCACCCAUUCUGGUUCAUUGCAGUGCUGGGGUUGGAAGGACAGGCACGUUCAUUGCCAUUGAUCGUCUUAUCUACCAGAUAGAGAAUGAGAACAUGGUGGAUGUGUAUGGGAUUGUGUAUGACCUUCGAAUGCACAGGCCUUUAAUGGUGCAAACAGAGGACCAGUAUGUUUUCCUCAACCAGUGUGUUUUGGAUAUUAUCAGAUCCCAGAAGGACUCAAAAGUAGAUCUCAUCUACCAGAACACAACCGCAAUGACAAUCUAUGAAAACCUUGCACCCAUGACUGCGUUUGGAAAGACAAAUGGUUAUAUCGCCUAAUUCCAAAGUCAGACAUUUCUGGAGUUACCCAGACCGUCACACCCACAGCAAAGGAAUAUGCCCCGAUGUGGACAUGUUUUUAUAUGUCUAAUAUCUUAAUUCUUUGUUCUGUUUUGUUAGAACUAAUUUGAGGGUGUGAGGCUGCUCACGUGCAACAUAACAGAUGAGAAGUUGGGGCUGUCAGGGGCUGUGGAUGGGUGGUGAGCUAAUCAACGACAUUCCUGAUCACCAGUGGGAUGAGUUCACUUUUUGUUUUUUGGUUGUUUUUUUUUUUUU
Molecule: messenger RNA, 5139 nt
Organism: Odobenus rosmarus divergens (Pacific walrus)
Lineage: Eukaryota; Metazoa; Chordata; Mammalia; Carnivora; Odobenidae
Gene: PTPRJ
Product: protein tyrosine phosphatase, receptor type, J
Exons: 27
Coding region: 1-4863 (1620 amino acids)
Biological process (GO): protein dephosphorylation
Molecular function (GO): protein binding; protein tyrosine phosphatase activity
Source: RefSeq, a predicted model, not a curated record